This is a messenger RNA of Dinoponera quadriceps, 1447 nucleotides long. It is a transcript of the gene Ufm1, whose product is annotated as ubiquitin-fold modifier 1. NCBI's taxonomy places the organism in Eukaryota, Metazoa, Arthropoda, Insecta, Hymenoptera, Formicidae. The coding region runs from base 279 to 1232 and encodes 317 amino acids. The transcript has 2 exons. The record is from RefSeq and is a predicted model, not a curated record. Gene Ontology annotation, cellular component: nucleus; cytoplasm; Fanconi anaemia nuclear complex. Gene Ontology annotation, biological process: interstrand cross-link repair; protein K69-linked ufmylation.
ACUUUCUUCGCUGAACUCGUAAGCAAAAUCCUACAACACUACGGCGUGGCCAUUCUCGAGCUUCUUUCUGUUGAAAAUCACCGUCAGUUAUAACAGUUACAACCAAAUCGGAUGCAAUUUGGGGAGCAGCAUAUUUGUCAUAUUUUGUAUAAUAUUCGUUAAACUACUAUGGCAUCGAAAGUUACCUUCAGAAUAACUCUCACUUCUGAUCCCAAUCUGCCAUAUAAAGUGUAAGUGUGAUCGUUUAAGAUAAUUUGUAUCUCGGUUGCUUGUUAAUAAUGCAAGCUAAUGCCUCCGAAUUCUUCGAAACUUUCGAUGCGUUUCACACGUUACUCCAAGGUCCGAGCGUGAAUAAAGAGAUAACUGUAGAAAAUGUGACGCACGCUUUUAAUUGUGCUCGCUUCGUCGAGAUAGCGAUUGCAAAAGUUCAAGCCGAAGGGAAAGAAUGCGAUUUGGAGAAGUAUUUGCAAGACUACCGAAGAUCGGAAGGGAGAUCACUUUCACACACGUGUACCGACUUGGCGAAAGCAUGCGACAAGUUAUUAGAAUGUUACUUGAAGGACAGUCACCUUUCCACUGAAAUAGUUGACGAGUACUUGAAACUAUACACACAACAUUUGGGAUACAACAGGCUAAAGGUCUUCUUGAAUCAGUUAAUGAGCAAUUCUAUUUCUAUAAACACGAUUAUAGAGUCUCUGGAAGAAUUAGGAGUGCCGUUGUCCUAUAUGGAAAAUGAAGCUUUAAUCAUGUCAUGGGAAAUGGCAAUAACUAAUGGGGAUAAAACUGGGGUGAUAAAUCGCAUACACGAAAUGAUAAAUGACGAUCAAGUUUCAAAAUUGAUUUGUUCAAUAACUUUAUUACACAAUGACAAUGCGAUCGGGAAAUUAAUUAAGGAAAUUCUCACCUCCAAGUUAGUUGAAAAUCAUCCUGCGAUAUGCAUAGCGUUUGCGGAUAUUAAAGGUAAAUUGCUUUUAAAAUUGCUCAAAAACGAUCACAAUUUCUGCAUAAAUUUCAUCGAUGCGAUAUUUUACUUCGGCCGAAAUAUGCAACAGAUAGAUGGGGAUUGGUUGUCGGAUUAUGAUUUUAAAUAUGAACAUCUGUGCAAAAUAAUCAAAACUUUGUUAAAUGGUCCUCCCAAAAUUUGUGAAUUAGUGUACAAUAGACUGUCUAUUGCUAAAACUCAACCAGAUAGUACGAUAUGGAAUGAUAUUGAAAAACUUGUUUUAUUAUAACUUUUCAGAUUUUGUAUGAACUACGACAUAUAUAUUGUAUUUUAUACUGUUAUAUAAUUUUGUAAAAGAGGGAAAAUAAAUUGUUUGCACUACAAAUAAGUUCGUUUUGUUAACAGAAUAAAUACCAGUCCUAUUUCAAAGUAUAUUUUAAACAUGAGAAAUAUCUCAAUAUAUAUGCACAAAUAUGUGUAUUUACAUAAAUAUGAAAAGCAAAA